Actinia tenebrosa (Australian red waratah sea anemone) is the source of this 1561-nucleotide messenger RNA. RefSeq lists its product as uncharacterized. Gene Ontology annotation, cellular component: membrane. Gene Ontology annotation, biological process: regulation of cell differentiation. NCBI's taxonomy places the organism in Eukaryota, Metazoa, Cnidaria, Anthozoa, Actiniaria, Actiniidae. The record is from RefSeq and is a predicted model, not a curated record.
CAUGAAAGUAUUACCAAUCUGUUAAAUGUAUUAAGGCUGAAACCUCUCUAAAUACCAAGAAACUGUUAAACCAUUUUAAAGCAAAAUGGGGACCAUCAAGUCAGGAUGGCUACAAAAGCUAAGUGGGUUUUUCAAAAACACUUGGAAGAAGAGAUAUUUCGUUUUAUAUCAAAGUGGCGACUUUUGCUAUUACCAAGAUCCACACGACAAAGAAGUGGAUGGAAAGAUUAACAUGAAAACAGAAUGUCGUCACAUAGCAGUCGGACAUUCUGUUGGCGAAGGAGUAAAGGCACCAAAAGAUGUCGAUGCUCUCUUUAGCGUAGUUUCUACCGAAAGAACGUUUUAUUUAGUAGCUGAUUCAGCAAGUGAAGCAAGGGAAUGGGUGACUGCAUUAGAACAAGCUAGAGCCCCAAUAUCAUAUGGAGCCAACUUCAGCACAGGACAAGCCCCACAGCAAGCACCUUACGGCUAUAACUCCCAUCCCUCAGCACCAGUUGGACCUCCACCUCCUUACAGUCAAGCUGCACCAUAUCCAAUGCCAAACCCCCAAAGCGCAUACCCACCACCAGGUCAACCCUACCCACCACAACCACAUUAUCCACAAUACCCACAACAAGGCUACCCACCGCAACCAUACCCACAACAGCCACCACCACCAGGAUAUUCUGCACCUCCACCAGCAGCAUACCCACAGCCAUAUUAUCAACCAGGUACUACAGGCUAUGCCCGAGGACCAGCACCACAGACAGUAUAUGUUCAAAACCCCAACCAAGGGCAUAAGAGUAGUCGAAAUAAGAUGAUGAUGGGAGCUGGUGCUGGUGCUUUGGGUGGUGCAGCAAUGGGAUACAUGUUGGGUAGAGCUACAGGGGGCUUUGGCCAUGGGUGUCAUGGCUAUGGAGGAUGGGACUCGGAUCAUUCCUGGUCAUCAGGAGGGAGCUUUGAUUGUGACUUUGACUGAAACAGUCAAUUACUAAAUACACUAAUAGAAUAAUGCAGGGCUUAAAAUAACGGCCAAUCAUUCACUGGUCAUGAACACAGGACAAAAUUAGUUUUAGCUUGCUGGUCAAAAUGAACAGCAAGGCAAAGAUUUGACAGCUGACAAGUCCCACUUCUGGCCCAAUAUUGUCUGAUAUCUAGCCAUUAUUGUAAGCCCUGAUAAUGUAAGAAUUUUGUGGGUAGGAUAAAAUAUAAAACCAAUUUUUUUUAACCUGUGAAAUAAAAUCCGGUAGUCUUGGUUUAAAAGUUAAAAGAAAGCAAAAAAAUACAACAUAAGACAAAUGCAAGGUGUCUAUUUCACAGGUUAGAUAAAAUUAAUGUAUGAUAAGGUACUGAAGUGUGACAUCAUCAAAUUCCAAACUUUGCAAAUGUUGUACUAUGCCAACUGUUGCAAGUUAGAAAUGGACUAUUGGACAUUUAAUCUCCAAAAUCCCUAUACAUUUUCUGUGAUUUUGCACUGGACAGAACUAAUUCCUUUACAACCAGCACCAAAUAAAAGAAGAUGUAUGGGUAAUAUUUUUACAUUAAAUUACCUAUGUCUCAGCUGUUUUUUUUUUUUUUUUUU